Molecule: messenger RNA, 219 nt
Organism: Linum tenue
Lineage: Eukaryota; Viridiplantae; Streptophyta; Magnoliopsida; Malpighiales; Linaceae
Source: the annotation of a GenBank genome assembly
AUGAGACUGCAACAGCAAGCACCCAUUGUACAGGGGAUUCAGAUGCGGAGUUGGGGGAAAUGGGUAUCCGAAAUCAGGGAGCCACGCAAGAAAUCGAGAAUAUGGUUGGGUACUUUCCAAACCCCUAAAAUCGAGAAUAGAGCAGUCUCAGUUCCAAACAUUUGCAGAGACAAAAUCGAGAAUGCUCUCAAAAACCCCAAUCACCUCCCUUCUCUAUAG